Molecule: messenger RNA, 1561 nt
Organism: Musa acuminata AAA Group (dessert banana)
Lineage: Eukaryota; Viridiplantae; Streptophyta; Magnoliopsida; Zingiberales; Musaceae
Product: PI-PLC X domain-containing protein At5g67130-like
Exons: 8
Coding region: 127-1449 (440 amino acids)
Biological process (GO): lipid metabolic process
Molecular function (GO): phosphoric diester hydrolase activity
Source: RefSeq, a predicted model, not a curated record
GUCCAUUAAACCGACGGAGACAGCAUGGCUUCUUGUUCUUUAUUGCCAUUGUGACCUACCGGUAUUCCUGACCGUCCAAGCAAAGAGAGGUGGAGGAGAAGGUCUUAACAGCGAACAGACGCAGAUAUGCAGGGACUUCGCUUGCUGCUUCAGCUGCAGCUGCUACUGCUGCUGCUUCGGCUAUCAGUGCUUCCUUCUCCUGCUACUGCUGCGCAGCUUGGUGACAUCUGCGUGUCGAAUGAAAACUGCGACGCCGGGCUGCAUUGCGAGACAUGCGUCGCCAGCGGCAACGGGUUGUUCAGGUGCACGCGAAUUCAGCCCUCCGAUCCCAAAUCGAAGGGGACCGGUUUGCCGUUUAAUAGGUACUCGUGGUUGACGACUCACAACUCGUUCGCGAAACUCGGUCAGAAAUCGCGCACCGGAACGCCCGUGAUCACCCUGGAGAACCAGCAGGACUCCAUCACCGAUCAACUCAACAACGGCGUAAGGGGGUUGAUGUUGGACAUGUACGACUUCCUGGACGACAUCUGGUUGUGCCACUCCACUGGUGGCAAAUGCUACAACUUCACUGCCUUUGUAAGCGCCGCUACUGUUGCAUUACCUUCACGCAUCAUUCGGGUCUUCUUCUUCUUCGUCAAAUCACUCCUUUUCCUGGUUCUUCAGCAACCGGCGAUCGAUGUGCUCAAGGAAAUCCAGGUUUUCCUUGAAGCAAACCCUUCGGAGGUCGUCACGAUAAUUAUCGAGGACUACGUCACCUCCCCCAUGGGCCUCACCAAAGUCUUCAACGCUUCCGGACUGCUCAAGUACUGGUUCCCGGUCUCAAGAAUGCCCAAGAAUGGCGGGGACUGGCCGCUGCUCAGCGACAUGAUCAGCCGAAACCAGCGCCUGCUGGUGUUCACCUCCAAGUCCGCCAAAGAAGCAUCCGAGGGCAUCGCCUACGAGUGGACGUACAUCGUGGAGAAUCAAUAUGGAGACGGAGGCAUGGAGGCAGGCGCGUGCCCGAACCGAGCGGAGUCGUCGCCCAUGAACACCACGUCGAGGUCGCUGGUGCUGAUGAACUACUUCCCCACCAUUCCAAACCUAGCGACGGCCUGCAAGCACAACUCCGCCCCGCUUCUGAGCAUGCUGAACACCUGCCAUAACUUGUCGGCGAAUCGCUGGCCCAACUUUAUAGCCGUCGACUUCUACAAGAGAAGUAAUGGAGGUGGAGCACCGGAAGCCACGGACGUAGCCAACGGGCGCUUGGUUUGUGGAUGCGACAACAUUGCCUACUGCAAGGUAAAUGCCUCGUUUGGGGUCUGCGAAGUUCCACCUCCGCCGGCGCCGACGACCAACUCGUCCGGCGCGAAUGGGAACUCUUCCGGCUCGUCGAUCGCGUUGCUUCUUGCACAUCAAAUCCGAUACUUGUGGUUGGCAGUGAUCAUGUCGAUCUGCAUCAGCAUUAGAUAGUCUGGUUUUGGAUGUGUGUGGAUGGGACAGAAAGUGUUUCUGCUCAGAAAAUAAUUGAUGAUUGAGCAAUUGUAUUUGAUAAAAUUAUAUAUAUUUUUAGUUUGGUUACCAA